Molecule: messenger RNA, 4898 nt
Organism: Somion occarium
Lineage: Eukaryota; Fungi; Basidiomycota; Agaricomycetes; Polyporales; Cerrenaceae
Source: the annotation of a GenBank genome assembly
GCGCUGAGGGUAAGUAGCAUGGAAAGGGACACCUCCGCCUCAUGUCCUACCAACCUUACAUUCGCCGGACUUGAACCUGUUCUAACUAUCGUUCCACCAGAUUGACACUAUUCCCGCGACCUUGACCAUAUGUCAUCAGUAGGCGGUGUUGACAGGGCAUCUCGCCGACGUACCCUCGACACCUCCCCCAAGACAGAGUCAGGACUUGCCGAAUGGACGAGUAAGAUCAAAGCUUUACAGCGACAGGUCGACCAGGAUGAGGAGGAGGAGACUAGGAGGCUUGAACAAGAGAUCGCAGCUUCCAGGCUUGCACGCAUGCGACGGAGCACUGGAGGGGCAAGCCGAGCAGGUAGCGUGGAUCUAUUAGCUAAGACCGAUGUUGCGGCUUCGCUCAAAGAAGCCGGAUCUGACCAUAACAUAUUGGAAGUCAAGGCUCCGAGCCACAGACUGCAGAAUCAGAGUGAUGCGUUACGGAAACUGACUAGAGAAACACCUAACGAGAGACUUGUACAUGCUGAGCCCUCCACAAUGUCCUCUAGCGAGAAGAAAGAUAUCCCGAAGGCACCGAUCUCCCUCGCCGCCUUUAUUGGUGGACGCGCCACUGGCCCCCGACUCACUAAACAUGCCCCUCAGCAGGAUGCGCAUGAUCCUACACAGUUCGAGCAACGAACACACAUAACUGCACCACAUCCCGUGUUUGGAAGAGGAGGCGUUGCCAUGCCUGGAAUGACGAAGGCCACUCAAGUCCCUCCUUCUCCUGGGGGAAGCAAUGGGUCUGGUCUAAAGGCGAAUCCUCUUCUAGAGAGGGAUCGCAGAACCAGUACCCCUUCACUUGUCAAAUCUUUCGUUGAGCGUGUAGAGGAAAGUCACACAACUGCGCAACCUACAGGUGGCUCCAACUAUGCCGGUCGUCAAAGAACGAUCAGCACUCUGACAGGUGUACACCCUCAGAAAUCACCUCCACCGGUGGAUGCUAAAGAGAAGCUGCUCGACAUCGCUCCGGGUACUUCGCCCGUCUCCUCAUUAACAACAAUUCCUUCACCUGACCCAGGUCUGCGUGCUGUAACGCCGCAGGGCCGUCGAACACCUGCUUUAGCGGGUGCAUCCACUCAGCCAACACGUUCACUGUCCAAGUCACCUCUCCCGCGUUCUUCCCCAGUUCCAAUCCAGACUCCUCCGCACUCACCACAGUCCUUCAAUUCAUCCCCUUCCAAAUCGCCAAUCAUAACCCCCUCGUUAUCGCGUCCCAUUCAGCCUCAGCCUCGGAAGUCUAUAGGUAGUGUCCAACUCCCUGGGUCACAGACCUCGUCUGCCGCGUUCUUGAAACCCCCACCUUCGAAAGAUCCAACUCCUAGUAUCAGCCGUUUGCAAGGCCGAGGCUUCGUACAGAACAUGGUCCGAGCGAGUAGUCAGCUUGAGGCUGCUGCCGGUUCACCAGGCAGCCCUACUCCAGGUGGCCGAAACGAGGGCAGUCGGAAACCUAACGUACUCGAGCGUCGGCAAUUCGACAACGCGAAAGGUGCUUCAUCUCCCUCCCUUCCCAUCAUAUCACCGAAGCCCGUUGCGAUGCGCAAGUCCCAUACUUCUGAUGCAUCCUUUGCUCCCGUUUCCACCACACCUCAACCUGCCUCAUCAUCACUUCCUAAAAUCAUCAAACCUGACUAUACUGGGAAGUCACUGAAGUCCGCAGCUUCAUCGCCAUCAAUGUCACAAGCUUAUACCGCUGGUGGUAGAGCAUCCAAGAGCGAGGUUGGACCUGACGGUUCGCCUCGUCCUCAAGGUCUCGGAUCCGGAAGUACGAUGAUAUCGUAUAUCAAACCUACGAAGACUGGAGAUAACCCCAUUACCCCUUCUCCCCCUUCAAGGCCUUCCUCCAGGCCCCCUACACGCCCUCCUUCUGCUGCAUCACAUAGUCGGAAGGCAUCACCAGAACCGGAGGCAGAUGAACUUGGUGUCCGCGUGCGGCCCCGUGCAAAGAGUAUUGGUGCGAAUAGGGGAGGGCCUGUGCGAGAAGGAUUAGUUGACUCGCAUAUGACAGGAGGAACAAACAAGCCGUUGAGUCAUCCGACAAAAGAUCGUGCUAGAAAGCCUCGUAAGGCUCGGGAAGCGACCAAGGUUGCUGUUCAGGAGACAUCCUCUCGUGCGUCAGGAGUUAACGGAGAAGAUGCGUCUUUGACUGGACAUGGUGAAUCCACGCCGUUCAAGCCGCACGUAACUCCUCAAGCAAAUAGACACCUUCCUUCGGUCACUCCCGGUCAUCAACUUUCCUCGAGUCCGACUGCCACCACAGACGAGAAGCGCGAUGUUUCCGUGCCUGUGGUCCCCUCCCCUCGUAUCCCAUCAUUUGAGUCUCAUGCGGUCAAGAGUACCACUGAGAGCUCGGAUUCAGUUCCUCAGGCGCCAAAAGACGAACCUAUCCUCAAGGUUUCGCCAGGUUCAAGCCACACUGCUCGUCCGAUUUCACGCCAACCUGGUGAGAAGUCACCAACCAGCCCUGUGCGACAUGGGCGUAUACCUAGUACAGGAAAGCGAGCCACCGUGAUGGACGUGGCUUUAGCUUUGAACGAACAUGAGGCACAGACACGCAAAGUAUCCCCCGAGGUUGCUCAGAAACCGAGUUCCCCAGUUCAAGCAAGCCCGCCUCCUGAAAGUCUGCAAGCAGACGUCAAUGAAGACGACGAGAACUAUGUGAAGCCGGAUGUUAAGUCUUUGGUUGCAAACUGGGGUCCAAGGAACAUCGCACCAAGCCAGAUGGAGAAACGGAAGUCUAGCUACGAGAGGUAUUCCGCCUUUGUCCUGCCUCCAUUAACUGAGGAAAAGACGCCUAUUCAUUCACCCGCGGGUACAUUGACGAGACAAGUGACGUCCGUGCCUCCCGUUCAGGAACAUGUUGAGUGGUAUUCGAAUGGUCUUGCUUCGGAACCAACGGUUCCUGUAGACGAUGCUGUUACAGCGUCCGUCGAAGUCCCAAAGCAGGUUUCUCUUGAGCCUUUUCAGGAGCCUUCCGAAGAGCAGGGCACUCUUGUCAUAGAACAUACUGAUGAACCGCUACCUGCUGUUGACGUUGGGACUUUGCUUGACACCUCAGAUGAUGUCUACAAGCCUGAUCCAGACGUCAAUACAAUAUCAGUGGAGGUCAUGAGUAUAGUUGGUAACACCGCCAACGUUGUGAACAAAGAUCCAAGCAUAUUCUAUGACUCAGAAGUGCUUGUGGUCAUCCAUCGAUCCAAGGCGAAAUCCAGUGGUCUUGUUACUACCAAGGUCUGGUCUUGGAUCGGUAAUAAAGCACAUGUAGGAGAGAAGGAAGAACGAAAGAUGCAAGAACUAGCCAGACGGUAUAACACUACUCGUAUCGUCAUUUCACAAUACGACGAACCUGCAGAGGUAGCUUACAUCCUCGGUGGACGGCUAGCCGUUCGUCAGGGUACUCGUGCGCACUGGUCAUCUGAGAAUACGGCGAUGCACGUAGUACGCGCUUUAUAUGGAGUCGUAUAUAUUGACGAGGUGGAUCUGACCGUAAAGAAUCUUUGUUCCGCAUUUGCUUAUUGCAUAUCCUUACUCGGGACCGUCUAUGUCUGGUAUGGCCGUGGUGCAACUCAACCUGAAAGGGAAUAUGCACUGGAAUAUGCACUAUCCAUUGCGGUGUCCCCUGACAGCAUCAUUGAACUCUCUGAAGGCGAAAACGACGAAGACGAAAUGUUCUGGAUGAUUCUUGGCGAUCGUGAAUACGCUCGCGCUGACUAUUGGCAAUGGCGACAAUCCGCCCCGUCUCGGGUACCUCGUAUGUGGAGAAUUGUUCAACAGCAGCCGUUCGCAGAGAAGGUUACUCCCACCUCCGUCUUACCGUCCUUCAGUGAUGCCGUUUACAUCAUUGACAGCGUUUGGGAGUACUUUAUUCUUAUAGGUAGCCAAGCCCGAGGCAAACGGAGCCACAUCAGGCUGGCUUUAAGUCUUGCCAACGGGUUGUCAGAUACAACAUCUUUAUCAAAGCCGUUCCGUCCUCCGGUUCACGUGCUCAUUUUCCCUAGUCAGCUGCCGACUGACUUGCGUUUGGCCCUGCGCGGUCUGGACGAGGUGUCUUUGAACGGAAGUCUUGUACCGGACCACAUGAAUCUGGUUGAUGCUGACAAGGCACUCGCUCACCUGCAACAAACUACCUGGGACAAAACUUUGCUACAAGAUCCCCAGUUCCUUCCUCUAGGCUUAGAUCCAUCACAUGCUAUCAACGGCUGACACGUUCUUGGAAUACAGUUGUAAAGGGACGUUUUUCUCUCUAGCGUAUUUGUACUUGCUUCUCCGCCUAAUCGAAGCCAGUAGGCUCAUCAGUGCUCAUCUGCUUCUGAAUGACACUAUGAACGCGCUCAUUUUACACCGCAGCUAGUGUUGAAGGUCCUCAACCGUGUAUGACAUGAUACAUUGCAAUACACAAGCACCGUCUAUGUAUUGUGCUUCGGCGUUUGUUGCAGAAAAGUAUGUAGGGUUCAGAGAUAGCUAUAACUGGCCUAUGCAGAGUCUAUCUCUAUACGACCUAUCAUCAUCCGACCCCUUUCAUGUAGAUGAAGCACAGACCGUAACAGCAGGUGGCAGUCGACAUGCGGGUGUAUUGGCUUCUGACCAUGAACCUACGUGCCGCCCUGACCGGUCUUACCAUUCUCCUGUGCAGGAUGCGGCUGACGAGCCUCGGGCGGCCUGCCCAGCAGUCUGAAUUGUAAUGUCAGCUGCAAUGCCGACCUCAUGAUGAAUGUGAACCAGAAACUGUACUCCCCACAAUCUCUAUCACCACUAUCGAGCUCGCAGUAUUUAUAGUAAUUGCUGCUGGCAGCUACCUGGAAGUUCACAAUGGCGCUCUCGGUUUUGCUUCUUUGCCUGCUUCUUUCCACCGUUCAUCUUGUUCACUC